UUUGUCCAGACGACUACAUCAUCACUAUAUAUACAUGCUGUCUGAAGGGCAAAAGCUCUUUGUCUUCUUCUUCCAUCUUAUGUCACAAUCUCAGGACCUGAGCCUGUCGCCUUCUUCCACUUCCAAUUUCAUUCAAAUGUCUUACAAUCUUUCUGUUUCUGAUAACUCUUCCUUUAAUCGUUGUAUCCCAGAAAUGGUUUCUACUGAUACCAUCGAUUAUGACUCGCUCUUCAAUCUUCCUUUCUAUGAUUCAUCCUUCGAUUAUAAUCUUCGAGCUUUGUCCAACAACGAUGACAACCAGGUAAACCCUGUUGAUGAAUCAUCUCCUGCUGACCAGUUGCUUGCUGAUUUGCUUCCUUCAAACCAGCUUGAAAAUCUCAGCCUUUGUCAAACCACCCAGUUCCCGUCCCUGUCAUUUGGUUCUCAUUCUGAAAAUCCCGGCGGCUCCAGUCGUUUGGAAGUUAAAAACGAAGAAUGUCGAGUGGAUUUCGAUUCUGCUUACGGUGGUGUUCAUGAGAAUGCUGGAAAAUACUUACAAAGAAGCUUCAGCAGCAAUUGUUUUGAAGGGAAGUCUAAUUUUUCGUUCAAACCUCCUUUUGAUUCUCUCAUGGAAUCCCAGAGUUUCCAAGGUCAAGCCUCGAGCUUGCCUGAGACCAGCUUUUUCAUUGCUCAAAUGAGGAAGGUAUCCAGCACUGGUGAUUUAGAGAGUACGAGAAACGUUCAUAACACCCAAAGGUCAAUUUCAACCCCUUGUGCAAUGGAAAACACGUUCAUGGAGGAAUCAGGGUUCAAAGUGGGACGUUACAACGCAGAAGAACGACAAGAGAGGAUCUCAAAGUACAGAGCCAAGCGAAGUCAGAGGAACUUCAACAAAACAAUUAAGUAUGCAUGCCGCAAAACACUAGCGGACACCCGUCCUCGAAUUCGUGGCAGAUUCGCACGUAACGACGAAACUGUUGAGACUCCCAAACUUGCAUGUUCAACCGGAGACGAAGGCGAUGACCUAUGGGGUCUCCUGCAUGAGGUUGGGGAUGAAGCAACGGCUACUAGUGGAACUUUGAUGAACAAUUUCGGUCAAUAUCAGUUUCAAUUUAACCAUGGCUGCUUCUAAGAGGAACAUUUCUUAGUAUAGUAUAGUUUGACAUUUAGAAUUUAAGUUGCUUCAACUCGGAUUCCAUUGUCAGAUAUGAAGAGUUUGAGUAACCUAUUUUAUUUUUAAUUUUUACAAAGCAAAGAAUAAAACUGUUAUUUCUUCUAAUGAAA
Messenger RNA from Gossypium arboreum, 1263 nucleotides. RefSeq names its product zinc finger protein CONSTANS-LIKE 4-like. Gene Ontology annotation, molecular function: protein binding. The record is from RefSeq and is a predicted model, not a curated record. Bases 35 to 1111 code for a protein of 358 amino acids. Gene Ontology annotation, biological process: regulation of flower development. The transcript is spliced from 4 exons. Gene Ontology annotation, cellular component: nucleus. Lineage: Eukaryota; Viridiplantae; Streptophyta; Magnoliopsida; Malvales; Malvaceae.